UCAAAAUUCGACAAGCACGCUUGACCUGGAAUGCCAGUUUUACGCGCAACGUGUAAAGGAAAUGUGUGUGAUGUGAGUUCGGUGUUCGGUGUAAAAAUAGAAGAGAACAGACGUCCUGUCGGCUGUGGCGACGAUUAGUUUCGUUUUCUUGGUAGUAGAAGCACGUUGCCGUUAACAUCGAUGGUCAUUACGUUGUUUGUCGCGCGCCAAGAAUUCGCGUCCACGCAUACCGAACUGUCACGAUUACCGCGUGUCACGAAUUUAUCUUGUAUUUUGAUCGUCGAGAACAGUUGUUAUUCAGUUUCACAAAAUUUAUACAGAUAUAUCAAAUGUGUUACACAUCGUGGAAGAUAAUUCAAACAUUUGGAAAGAAUGAAAAUAUUGGUUAUGACAGAUUCGGUAAAAACAAUGGUUAUCACGCUGAAUCGAACGUUAUUUUAUGUCGAUGGUGACGUAGUGACGUAUACGGAGAUGUGAUCAGUGUGAAGACUCCUUAAUAGCAAGGAACAUGUGCAACUACAGAAUAGUGGCGAAGCCGAUGUUGCCGGGGCACGAGCUACACUGUGACCACUCUGUUCUCGACGAACCCUGACCGAUUCCACCACUUCGUUUCACCAGCUGACUGUCGACCAGGACUGAAAACACGUUGUGGUGAAUGCGCUCGUUUAAAUAUUCGUAUGGUUGAAUCGUGAGACGCGCGCGGUCAGAGAGAAAUCGAUUUAAUGUUUAAGUGUUGUUUCGAGUUAAUGCGUACGGUGUAUAGACCGAGUUUCUUUGAGAAGUAGCGGUGUGUUCGUAAAAUUACACGUUUUCACGUACAUUCGGUACGCUAUGAACAUCAACGUUCUUGAAUGUAACGGGUGGUUUACAAGUAGACGGUCCCCUAAAAACUGAGAGGAUGUUCGCCAGGCUGUGCAGGCAGGUACCGAACGGGGACCUGAAGAGGCGACACUCGUGGAGCAGUGAGAUCGACUAUCAGCCGGCGGAAACGGAAGCCGUAGCGACACCGGGAGGAGAUCCCGCUGCCCCAUCCUCGGACGACGAGGACAGAGUCUCGUACAAGGAACAUGGGUGUUCGGUGCAGACGGUGGACCUGGUGGCGGACUGUCCUUUGCAGGUAGUGACACCUUCGUCGAGGUCGCCGUCACCGCCCAGAUCGCCGACGCCCGCGACGCCCUCGACGCCCCUCGCACCCCCGAGGAGCAUGGGUCAACGACCAAGCACCCUGUUGCGUCCCAAAAUCUCUUUGACCUGGGUCCUUCGCGGACAACAGCAACCUGCAUCCAGCAACAGUCAUUCGGCCACCAAUGGGAACGCAGGUGGGAACGGCGAUCGAGAGGGCUUGUCACGAGAUGGUAAAGAAAGAUCCUCGAAGAGGAGUGUGAAAAGUGUGAAGGAAAAAGACAGCGGUAAGGAGAAUGUCGAAACGGAAAAACGAGAGAAGAAAGUUCUGCACAGAAUAGAGAAGAUCGAAAGGACGGAGAAGAUAGAAGUUCAGGAAAAGUCAAUUAGCAAAGAAGUACUGGUCAAUGAAAGAUCACUGGACAGUCCUCUGGAGAAACAGACCGAAAAAGAAUUUUCAGGGCUAAAGGAGGCGAAGGAGAAAGAGAAAGUUAAGAGGGCAGUGUCCGAGCCGUCUCUCGUGUCACGUGAGUCAACGUCCACGCCUAGUGGUCGGGAGAAGCACAGACAUCGAAGAACCAAACGAUCUCACAAACCCAGACCGCCAAGUAGAUUUGGUUAUGAAAUUGCAGAUCUUGAUGCAUACCUUACCAAAGCCUCAAUAGAAAAACCUGCAAACAUUCCUGUUGUUCUUUCGUUUCCAUCUGUCCUGUAUCAAACCCAAGGUGGUACUCAAGACGAGAUGGCUCUCCCUCUUGGUACAGUUGUGAAUGCUGUAUUUAAGAAUCAAACUUGGUUAUACGUUCAAACUCCACAUGGUCAAGAAGGGUACGUCGGGUAUGCAGCUUGCUUACCAUUAGGAAUAUUACCACAACCAACAAGAGGACCAUGUUGGGAAGACUCUACAGACGUAUUUCCUCGUCCCUUAGGAAACAUGACCGAUACCGAAAAAUUAAGGGAUACUAGGUCAGAAUGUGGUGCUCGAGGUAGAAAUCCAAGAGUAAGACGUAGUUCUAGAGAUGCAGUAUCAGCCUGCGGGGAACGUAGUGUUGACAGAUUGUAUCUCAGAGCCGCAGCGAACGCUAGAACCAAAGGAUCUCGACAUACUUUACUCGUUAUACGUAGCGAUUAUGAGGGUCAAGGUGGAAAUGCUCUUAGCGUUUCCAAAGGCGAUGUCGUUGCGCUACUUAGCGAUCAUGUUAGUGAUUGGUUCUGGGUUCGUUCACGGGAUGGUAGAGAGGGCUUUAUACCUGCGGUGAUUGCAGGCCAUGGCUUUCUGUGACUGUUAUAUUACUAUAAUUUGUUUGAAAUUAUU
Apis florea (little honeybee) is the source of this 2437-nucleotide messenger RNA. RefSeq lists its product as uncharacterized. Lineage: Eukaryota; Metazoa; Arthropoda; Insecta; Hymenoptera; Apidae. Gene Ontology annotation, molecular function: protein binding. The record is from RefSeq and is a predicted model, not a curated record.